Paramisgurnus dabryanus is the source of this 1364-nucleotide messenger RNA. RefSeq names its product ras homolog gene family, member Ab (gene rhoab). Gene Ontology annotation, molecular function: GTPase activity; GTP binding. Gene Ontology annotation, biological process: small GTPase-mediated signal transduction. The record is from RefSeq and is a predicted model, not a curated record. Lineage: Eukaryota; Metazoa; Chordata; Actinopteri; Cypriniformes; Cobitidae.
GUGGCUCAAGCUCGUUCCCGCCGUCCCUUCCCCCUACUGAAUGCCCGCGCGCCGCGCGCACCCGACAACGGUUUAUUGUAUCGGAUAGAAGAGGCGACGGAGCUCCGUUGGAAAACAAAAAACUACGGCUUGCCACCCAAACACCAAGAAUGGCAGCAAUUCGCAAGAAGCUGGUGAUUGUAGGAGAUGGAGCUUGUGGUAAAACCUGUUUGCUUAUCGUGUUCAGUAAAGACCAGUUUCCAGAAGUCUACGUUCCCACCGUGUUUGAGAACUAUGUUGCAGACAUCGAGGUUGACAGCAAAACGGUGGAACUUGCUCUGUGGGAUACUGCAGGACAGGAGGACUAUGAUAGGCUCCGUCCACUUUCGUACCCAGACACUGACGUAAUCCUUAUGUGCUUCUCUAUUGACAGUCCUGACAGUUUAGAGAAUAUUCCAGAGAAGUGGACACCGGAGGUUAAACACUUUUGCCCGAAUGUUCCCAUCAUACUUGUGGGCAACAAAAAGGACCUGCGGAAUGAUGAACACACACGCAGGGAGCUGAUGAAGAUGAAGCAGGAGCCUGUUAAGGCAGAAGAAGGGAGAGACAUGGCCAAUCGGAUUGGAGCAUUUGGCUACAUGGAGUGCUCAGCCAAAACAAAAGAUGGAGUCCGGGAAGUGUUUGAAAUGGCCACUAGAGCGGCGCUCCAAGCACGCAAAGGCAAAAAGAGCAACAAAUGUCUUCUGCUGUGAAGACUCUGCAUUGGACUUUAUAUGUACUGGGCCUCCAAAUGAGUGUGUGUGAGGGGCGCACUCCUGUUUACUCAGUCACACAUCCCCCUCACAUUCGCCAAAUGCUUCGGGAAAGACAUCCCAGGAAAAAAAGCUUUGUUCUUGUCUGUUUUUCCUUUUGUUCUUAUAUUUUUAGCCACAGAGAUGUUUAUCAGUAUUUAAAAAAAACAUUGAGACGUGGGACUUUUUUUAAUGCUUUACCUGAAUAUGUGGUAUCCUUCAAGCUUGCCCAUCUGCCAAAUGCUGUCAUGUGACCCUGCGGCUGAUUGGAAAGGAGUGACCUGUGAGCUGCCAAUCAAUAUCUGAGCCCGUCCCUCAUAUGCUGGGCUUUUUUUGCAACAUGAAACAGGGCUGACUUGUUGUUUCUGUAUGUAUAAAUCAUUUUAAGGUUUUCUUUAGAUUGGGAAUUCAGAACAAAAGUGCAAAAUGGUUGCUUUAAAGCAAAAAAAGGGCACGGGGUGGGGGGUUGACAUGUAAACAUAACUGUACAUAUGAAUGUGUGUAUUUAUAUGUACACACAAUCAGGACUGGAAAUUGUAUUUGUAAACUAGACUUGGUUAACUUGUGUAAUAAAAUAUGUUCUAUACAGAGCAA